Messenger RNA from Guyanagaster necrorhizus, 861 nucleotides. RefSeq names its product f-actin capping protein beta subunit. Gene Ontology annotation, biological process: actin cytoskeleton organization; cell morphogenesis; barbed-end actin filament capping. The record is from RefSeq and is a predicted model, not a curated record. Gene Ontology annotation, molecular function: actin filament binding. Lineage: Eukaryota; Fungi; Basidiomycota; Agaricomycetes; Agaricales; Physalacriaceae. The coding region runs from base 1 to 861 and encodes 286 amino acids. The transcript is spliced from 6 exons. Gene Ontology annotation, cellular component: F-actin capping protein complex; cytoplasm.
AUGGCUGAUCUCGUCGAUUCCAUGCUGGAUCUCAUGCGACGGCUACCACCAACUCGAACUGAAGAAAACGUCAACGCCUUAAUUGGUAUCUGUCCCGACUAUGCCGACGACUUGCUGGGCAGCGUAGAUCAGCCUCUACAGCUCAAGACGGAUCGCUCAACGGGAAGAGAGUAUCUUGCCUGCGACUACAAUAGGGACGGGGAGAGUCAUAGAUCACCCUGGUCGAACGAGUAUGAUCCCCCUCUAGAAGAUGGCACUGUGCCCACACCGAAGCUUCGUAAAUUAGAAAUAUCUGCUAAUGAAGCGUUUGAUACGUACCGGGAGAUGUACUAUGAAGGCGGUGUUUCGUCUGUAUAUUUGUGGGAUCUUGAUGAUGGUGGGUUUGCAGGAGUGGUAUUGUUGAAAAAAGUUAUGACGCCAGCCUCUCUACACGAGCCGUCCGGAAGUUGGGACUCUAUCCAUGUAUUUGAAGCGGCAGAACGCGGGCGGCAGGCUCACUAUAAGUUAACGUCUACCGUCAUGCUGCAGCUUGUAACCCGCAAUGGGUCUGAUGCAGAAGACACGCAGAAGAAGGAUGUCAAAGGUGCUGAUAGUUGGAAGCGCAACGGAGAAGUGAAUCUUAGCGGAAGCAUGACACGCCAAACUGAGCAAGAUAUGGCUCUGCACGACCUUUCAUCUCACGUCACAAACACUGGAAGAAUGAUUGAAGACAUGGAGAUAAAAAUGCGCAAUCUGCUUCAAGAGGUGUACUUUGGGAAAACACGGGACGUUGUAUAUGAUUUGAGAAGCGUCGACGACUUGGAGAAGGCACGAAAACAACGGGAAUUACAGAAAGAGCUCGUCGGGUUCAUCAAACGGUGA